Molecule: messenger RNA, 641 nt
Organism: Closterium sp. NIES-67
Lineage: Eukaryota; Viridiplantae; Streptophyta; Zygnematophyceae; Desmidiales; Closteriaceae
Source: the annotation of a GenBank genome assembly
GUGUAUGUGCUGCCGAAGAAGAGUGACGUAGCUGAAACGGUGAAGACCGAUUGGUUGCCGAUGGUGGAGCGGCAACAAGACCGACUUGUGAAGGCGAUUCGCACUGACCGUGGGGGAGAGUUCCUGAGCAAGGAUUUCUCAACUUGGCUGAAGAAGCAGGGCAUAAGGCACUCUCUUACCAUGCCCUACUCUCCUGCAAUGAACGGCAUCGCCGAGCAUGUGGAGAAGCGGUGGAUGCGAGUGCAUCAAAAGAAGUACUUGGAGGCCUUGGCUGCCAACUUUGGGAAGAGUGAAGGUCAUGGUGCUAUUGCAUUGGCUAAGAACCCCGUUCUUCAUGGCCUUACCAAGCACAUGAAGGUGAAGUGGCAUUGGGUGAGGAGCAUGGCAACCGCGGGUGAAGUGGAGUUGCACUACGUGAAGACGACGGCGCAGCCUGCUGAUAUGAUGACCAAGAGGCUGGUUGAGCAGCAGCAUUGGAAGUGUUGCAAGCUUGCUGGGAUGGCUCUGAACUAAGGGGAGCAGAUUCUAAGGCCAACAAUCCGAGGGGGAGUUUGUUGGUGCAAUCCUAUGGCUUGCACUCGGCUUGUCGUCCUUGUUUGUGUGUGUGCAUGCAUGGCAUGGAAUGAAUUGUGAGUCUAUGU